Molecule: messenger RNA, 732 nt
Organism: Thamnophis elegans (Western terrestrial garter snake)
Lineage: Eukaryota; Metazoa; Chordata; Lepidosauria; Squamata; Natricidae
Product: ADP-ribosylation factor-like
Exons: 1
Coding region: 7-570 (187 amino acids)
Biological process (GO): intracellular protein transport; vesicle-mediated transport
Cellular component (GO): cytoplasm
Molecular function (GO): GTP binding; GTPase activity
Source: RefSeq, a predicted model, not a curated record
CUAGCCAUGGGGAUUUUACUCAGCCGAAUUUACGAUUCUUUCUAUGGAAUGGAGGCUCGUAUUCUCCUUCUGGGUCUGGAUGCAGCUGGAAAAACAACUCUUCUGUACAAGCUGAAGCUGAAGGAAGCAACUUUCACCAUCCCCACUGUGGGCUUCAAUGUGGAGACAGUUCAGUCCUUCAACAACGUCACUUUCACCAUGUGGGAUGUUGGUGGACAAAAGCGCAUCCGGGCUCUAUGGAAGCACUACCAUACCAAUACAGAUGGGGUGAUUUUCAUGGUGGAUAGUAUGGACUAUUAUCGUUUUGAAGAAGCCAGGCUGGAGUUGGAGUCAUUACUGGAGGCUGAUGAUUUGCGAGGGGUGCCUUUGAUGCUGCUAGCCAACAAACAAGAUUUGGCUGACGCACGACCUUCCAUGGAAGUGGCAGAAAGGAUGGGAGUGAGGAAAAUAUCUGGACGCAAAUGGCGUAUUCAGGGUUGCUCUGCUCUAAGUGGUGUGGGGAUCCCUGAGGCUAUGGAAAAACUAUCCGAGAUGGUCAAGGUAUAUCGCAAAGCUAAGAGGUCCAUGUGACUUCAAAAUAUGAAGAAGAUAAGGCUUUAACUUUUUUCUACUUGCAGCAGACACUUGCAAAAAGCCUCUUGAAUCCCAUUUACUCCUGAUUCUCUCCAUGGGCCGUAUGACAUUGGGACUGCUCUUUGAAUAUAGAGUACACUAUAAAACUCUUCUGGACUA